AUGGGUAUAUGUACUUCCAAGCCGCCGUCGAAGCCGAGUCCGUACGCUUCGAGGGACCUAGAUGAGCGGCGGGUUGAUCCGUCUCAAACUCCCAAAUCGGCUUCCACUCCUUACCGGAAAGAUGAUCUCGUCGCCGGGAAACAGUCGCCAUUCUUUCCAUUUUACAGCCCUAGUCCUGCGCACUUUUUUUCGAAGAAGAAGAGUCAAAACUCGCCGUUGCCGGGCGGUGGAACUGAGAGUGCUAGCUCUACUCCUGGGAGAUUCUUCCGGCGGUCGUUUGCUCCUCCUUCUCCGGCGAAGCAUAUUAGGGCUGUGCUAGCGCGACGGCUUGGGAAGAAGGCGGGUUCCACGGCGGCGAUUCCAGAGGAAGGCGACGAGGAAGGUGAGAUCGAGUUGGAUAAGAGAUUUGGGUUCUCGAAAGAGCUCACGAGUCGAUUGGAGAUUGGCGAAGAGGUGGGUAGAGGGCAUUUUGGAUAUACUUGUUCUGCCAAGUUCAAGAAAGGAGAGCAUAAGGGUCAACAGGUCGCUGUUAAAGUUAUUCCUAAAGCUAAGAUGACAACAGCUAUUGCAAUUGAGGAUGUGAGAAGGGAAGUAAAAAUAUUGCGAGCCUUGACGGGACGCACUAAUCUAGUACAGUUUUAUGAUGCAUUUGAAGACCAUGAUAAUGUCUACAUUGUAAUGGAGUUGUGCGAAGGGGGAGAGCUUCUAGAUAGAAUACUUUCAAGGGGUGGAAAGUACUCGGAGGAAGACGCAAAAGCGGUUAUGGUUCAAAUAUUGACCGUGGUUGCAUUUUGUCAUCUUCAGGGUGUUGUGCAUCGAGAUCUGAAACCCGAGAACUUCUUGUAUACAUCUAAAGACGAGAACGCCCAGUUAAAGGCUAUUGACUUUGGCCUAUCAGAUUUUGUCAAACCAGAUGAAAGACUUAAUGACAUAGUUGGAAGUGCAUACUAUGUGGCACCCGAAGUUCUUCAUAGAUCUUACGGUACAGAGGCCGAUGUGUGGAGUAUAGGCGUGAUUGCAUACAUUCUUCUAUGUGGUAGCCGUCCAUUUUGGGCCCGUACCGAGUCGGGAAUUUUCCGAGCAGUUUUGAAAGCUGAUCUAAGUUUCGAUGAAGGUCCAUGGCCUUCAUUAUCUUCUGAAGCGAAGGACUUCGUCAAACGCUUGCUAAACAAGGAUCCACGCAAACGAUUGACUGCUGCUCAAGCAUUAAGUCAUCCUUGGAUCCGGAAUCACAACGGUGCAAAGGUCCCUAUCGAUAUCUUAAUAUUCAAGCUCAUGAGAAUGUAUAUGCGGUCGUCGUCCUUACGUAAGGCUGCUUUACGGGCUGUAUCCAAGACAUUGACAGUAGACGAACUCACUUAUCUAAGGCAACAGUUCGAAUUGUUGGAGCCGAACAAAAAUGGCUUUAUAACUUUGGAGACGAUUAAGAUGGGUGUCACGAAACACGCAACUGAUGCGAUGAACGAGUCCCGUAUGCUUGAUUUUCUUGCGAAUUUAAAUACACUUCAAUACAGAGGAAUGGAUUUCGAAGAAUUCUGUUCUGCUGCAUUGAGCAUUCAUCAGCUAGAAGCACUCGACCGUUGGGAACAACAUGCUCGUUGUGCGUAUGAGAUUUUCGAGAAGAAUGGAAACCGAGCAAUUGUCAUAGAAGAACUAGCCUCUGAACUCGGUCUUGGACCGGCCAUCCCACUCCAUGUUGUUCUUCAAGAUUGGAUUAGACACACCGAUGGGAAGCUAAGCUUCCUUGGAUUUGUGAAGUUGUUGCACGGCGUGUCGAGCCGAACGGUAGCAAAGGUAUCGUGAGCCCCUCUUAGCCCAUCUCGAGGUCAUCUCAGUACACACAUGAGAGGUAUUGGUUGGAUCUAUCUCAAAGGGUCCUUGAAACACACCAGAAAGCAGCAAGUUUUGGAGCAGAUUUAUGAAGUUACUUGCUGAGGGCCAAUUCUUUUGGGAGCUGUUUGGACCAUUUCAAAAGCUCUAUGGACAAAUUCCCAAGAAUGUUAACUUGAAAUUCCACUAUAAAUGAAGAUGUAAUUUAUUAUUAUUUUUUCUUUUUUUCUUUUUUACCAAAUAGUGUGAUGAUAGCAUUGCCACUCAUGAAGAACUACUAAUACAUAACUUCCAAACAUUUAACCUUUU
This is a messenger RNA of Cucurbita pepo subsp. pepo (vegetable marrow), 2139 nucleotides long. RefSeq names its product CDPK-related kinase 5. Gene Ontology annotation, molecular function: calcium ion binding; ATP binding; protein kinase activity. Gene Ontology annotation, biological process: protein phosphorylation. The record is from RefSeq and is a predicted model, not a curated record. Lineage: Eukaryota; Viridiplantae; Streptophyta; Magnoliopsida; Cucurbitales; Cucurbitaceae.